AUGACCAAAAUCCUCCUCACCGGAGCCACCGGCUACAUCGGCGGCACCGUCCUCGACCACCUCGUCAAGAGCCCAGCAACAAGCAUCAAAGACUUAACCAUCGAUCUCCUCGUGCGAAGCAAUACCGCUGCCGAGAAGCUCAGCCGUACCUAUGGAGAUCGUGUCAAGCCGAUUCUCUGGACAGGAUUCACCGACCUGCAAUUCGCCGCCGACACAGCCGCCGACUACGACAUCAUCAUCAACGCCGGAACGGGGUUUAUCGCAGACGGCACAAAAGCGCUCAUCGACGGCCUCGCCCGGCGGAUCAGACCAGGCACGCCAGUCCCAUGGCUUAUACAGAUCUCCGGGUGCACGAAUCUCUCAGACCGUCCAUUGACGCAGACGGCCUACCCGGACAGAGAAUGGGACGACGCGGACGGCAACGCCAUCUACGAGUUCCUUAGGAGCGAGGACGUCCGUGAUCCGUACUCCCAGAGAACAACGGAGGUGGGCGUACUCGUCGCCGCUGAAGAGACAGGCGUGCAGGCUGUCAGUGUAAACGCGCCGUGCAUCUUCGGGAUGGGUCGCGGGCUUUUCAACACCCAGGGCCUCGUCCACAUAGUCACCAUGCGCUAUGUCCUCCGCCACGGACAUGGGUUUAAGUUGAACGACACGGCUAACUUUGACUGGGUGCAUGUGGAGGAUCUGGCUGAUGUCUUUGUCCUUCUAGUCCGUGCUAUUCUUGAGCGGGGGGACCGGGGUGUCGGAUAUAUUCCCAGUGGGAAGAAUGGGGUUGUUUUCCCUGCGGUUAAGCGUGUCCUUGUGACUCAGAUUAUGCAGGAGUGUCUGGACACUGCCUUUGGGGCGGGUGCUCUGCCUCGUGAGGGUACGCCCAAGGAAAAGGAGAUCCGCUUGGUGGGGCUUCAAGAGGUCGCCGAUGAGCUCAUGGCGGGGCUUUUGGGUGUCACUGAGCGAGCAUUUGCAGGCCAUAAGAAGAUGAAGGGUACCGUGGCCAAUAGGUUGCUCGGUUGGAGCCCGACGAGACUGGAAGAGGCCUGGAGGCAGGAGUAUGUAGAUGCGCUUGAGUUGCUGCAGAGUGGGAACGGGCUGGAUACUCUAGAGGCCUGUGUAGGCAAGUAA
Messenger RNA from Aspergillus bombycis, 1119 nucleotides. Its product is annotated as NAD-dependent epimerase/dehydratase family protein. The transcript has a single exon. The record is from RefSeq and is a predicted model, not a curated record. Bases 1 to 1119 code for a protein of 372 amino acids. Lineage: Eukaryota; Fungi; Ascomycota; Eurotiomycetes; Eurotiales; Aspergillaceae.